CAAUACAAUACCAACCUAGCAGACAAUGUUGUUGAUGUUGUUAAUGGAAGGUUGAGGUUGUUUAGGUGUUGAAGCAUCAAAGUGUUUGUUUAGGCACAUUAACAACAAUGGUUUUUUAUUUUACAAGUCAUGUUGUAUCACCGGGAGUCCCGCUGUUUAUGGGAGUGGACCAAUAUGAAAAUGAAGAGCUCAUCAAGUGGGGUUGGCCAGAAGAUGUUUGGUUCCAUGUCGACAAAGUGUCAUCUGCUCAUGUCUAUCUGAGGCUUCGCUCUGGACAGAUGAUUGAUGACAUACCCACAGCAGUAUUAGAAGAUGCAGCCCAGUUGGUGAAAGCAAAUAGCAUUCAAGGCAACAAGAUGAAUGAUGUAGAUGUUAUAUAUACAAUGUGGACAAACCUCAAGAAGACAGAUGGAAUGGAAGUUGGCCAAGUUGGUAUCCACAAAGAAAAGGAGGUGCGGAAGAUACGGGUAGUAAAAAAGAGCAAUGAGAUUUUAAAUCGCCUAAACAAGACAAAGAAAGUUUCUUAUCCAGACUUUCGAGCAGAGAGAGAGAAAAGAGACAGAGAAGAAAGAGAAGACAAGAAAAAACUACUAAGACAACAACGUGAGAGAGAGAAGGAAGAAGAGAAAAGAAAAAAGGAGGAAGCGGAGUUGAGAAGCUAUAGUACAUUGAUGAAGCUGGAGAACAUGACGUCCAACACUUCAGUAGAUGGCAAUGAUUCAGAUGAUUUCAUGUGAAUUAAAGUGAAUAAGCUCUUACAUUCAUGGAUAAUUUACCUCACAUCAGAUUCUGGUUCGUGUGAGUUUGUGUCUGUGACACUGACCAUUGACUCAGCUCAUGACUGCUUCAAAGAACUAGAUAAAUGUGGACAUAAUUGAGGCAAAUUGUUCCAUUCUUGAAACUGAAUGUAAUAAUUAAGAAAUAAAUUACUGUUGUUGUCUAUCA
Molecule: messenger RNA, 945 nt
Organism: Cryptotermes secundus
Lineage: Eukaryota; Metazoa; Arthropoda; Insecta; Blattodea; Kalotermitidae
Product: coiled-coil domain-containing protein 25
Exons: 6
Coding region: 108-737 (209 amino acids)
Source: RefSeq, a predicted model, not a curated record